Molecule: messenger RNA, 987 nt
Organism: Geodia barretti
Lineage: Eukaryota; Metazoa; Porifera; Demospongiae; Tetractinellida; Geodiidae
Source: the annotation of a GenBank genome assembly
UAAUUUGCGGAACUCAGUGCGCAUGUGUGUAGGUUUGGCACAUGCACUGCACGUUCAGCAGAAACGACAUUUUGCAUUGACACUAAAUCUAAGAUCCGGGACACACGGCUAACGAUGUCGACAUCAACGAAAAGAGACAAAAAUAAAGAGCUGCCAAUCUAUGACCCGGAGGGGCUGGAACCCGAGGCCAACCCAACGUUCGAGGAGGUGCAAGUACCUCUUCAAGAGCACGUGACGAACACACGGCGAGCAGUCCAGCAAACACUAUCCUCAGUUCAGGUGGGCCUUUAUUGGAGAUACCGGCGGACAAUCCAUCUCUACUAUUGCGUUUCUUUCUUGCAGGAGGCUUGGGUUAGAGUUACAGAAGACACCAGAAAGAGUCUGACUAGUGUGGCUGGAAAGACAAGAAGACAGACAAAUGCCACCCUGUCCUCACUAGGACUGGGAGAGUCAACACAGCAGGUACUGCGAGGCUCGGCGUAUGCUGGAGCUGCUCUGACUGGCCUAUUUCUUGCCAGGAAAAGAUCGUUGUUUAUAAAGAUGAUUUACCCACUGUUGGGGGUGGGGCUAGUGGGCGGAGCCAUCCAUAGACAGGAGCUAUAUGCCCGCUACAGGGAUGCAAUAGAAGGUGGCGAUAGUGGUGGUCUCCGUGGUAAUUGGUCGUCGUGGGAACCGUGGAAGGGGGGUGACAGGGAAUUAAAGUUCAGAUGGCGGAAGACCAGCGGGGCAGAGGAGGGAGAGAAGGAGAAAUAAGUGUCGCUAACUGUUGCCAGGGGAGAUGCAGUAGUUUGUAACUGUGUAUUAUUCAGUCUUCAGUAUUUAUCACGGUAGCAAAUAGUUUUAUUUCUGUCACUGCUUUAUGGUGUUAAUAAUUGUUCAAAGUAGCAGUGGACCCCCCAUCUCACUACAAACUUCAGGCUCCGACUCUUUCUCACUCUGAACUUUCGUUUCCCUUUAUCUCACUCCAAAUGGCAUUGAGAAACAAAA